AUGACAACAGGUAACGAAAGCAGAAUGUUACGGAAACUAUUAGAACUGACAACAGAAUCAACUGCCACGUCAACAGAAACUCCAGCAGAAAUCGAUAAUGGAUUUUUUGCCCAAGUCUCAACGUUCUAUGCAGACAAGAACAACAUGGCUAUGUUUCUAGUGUUGCCACUUAUUGUGUUGCUGUAUGGUGGUUGUAGCUCAAUUUACUGCAUCUCAAAAUGUCGGCGUUAUCUUCGAAAAAGAAAGCAUAAAAAAAUGGCGAAGUCUGAAGACGAAGAACGACUUACUGAAAAUGAGCCCAAUAAUUUAAACCAAGACAUGGGAACAGAUUUUCCCAAAGAUGACACGGAUAAAAAUAUCUCGGUAUUUACUACUGAUCGAACCACACCACUACCAUGGCAAGUUCCAGAAAAGACAACCACGGCUGUGGUCCACCAAUCAACACGAGGUGAAUCCGUAAUCAGUCCAUCAAAUAAAUCCAAACCGCCUACUUUUCCUCAGAAGAGACCGAGUAGCCGCGAUAACAGUAACUACGAAGAGCCGAUACCACUCCAAGUCAUUCCUAAUGAUGAGUACGAAAUACCGAAAAGAGAAUUACCAGAAGGACGACGACCAUAUUCCAAAGCCAGAUUCCCACCAAUUGACCAACCCAGUCCUGUUGGUCAGAUGGCACCAGUCAGACAAGUGCCGUCACCUUCAGAAAAACCAUUAAAUGUCGCCAAUCGCAACCUAAUAGAUGCUGCCCUGCGACCGUCUUCAAACGGAAGAGAAAGUGUCAGCACGAUUGCUAUGAAAGACGAACUUCUCGCCCGAUUUGAUGCCUUUUCAACGUUCGCUAUGGCCAAGAAAGCAGCUGAUAUUUUACGUGUCAAUUCUUUAGGAUCACAACCAAAGGAACACCACGGAAAACCCAAAAAUAAAUUGAUAUUUAUUGCAGAAUAA
Lottia gigantea (owl limpet) is the source of this 942-nucleotide messenger RNA. RefSeq lists its product as hypothetical. Bases 1 to 942 code for a protein of 313 amino acids. Lineage: Eukaryota; Metazoa; Mollusca; Gastropoda; Lottiidae. The record is from RefSeq and is a predicted model, not a curated record. The transcript is spliced from 2 exons.